Molecule: messenger RNA, 528 nt
Organism: Hemibagrus wyckioides
Lineage: Eukaryota; Metazoa; Chordata; Actinopteri; Siluriformes; Bagridae
Gene: pmchl
Product: pro-melanin-concentrating hormone, like
Exons: 1
Coding region: 65-418 (117 amino acids)
Biological process (GO): chemical synaptic transmission; behavior
Molecular function (GO): melanin-concentrating hormone activity; type 1 melanin-concentrating hormone receptor binding
Source: RefSeq, a predicted model, not a curated record
AGCUGUUGUGGUCAGAGCGAUUUGUUGGACCAUCAACAGAAGAACCACGACCCAAGCCGAGAGAAUGAAGCUGAACGUCUUCUCCAUAUUUUUCGCCAUCGCCUUGUUGUCUGACGGCGACGUCAAGUCGGAGGCACUUCCGCUGGACAACAUCGAAAACAUAGACCUCGUCCAAGACUCUACUGGAGAAGAACUGGCUGAAAACGCCAUGGCAUCCGGACCAGGCGUUUCUAAGGUCAUCCUAGUGGCGGACGCCGGCCUGCUGAGAAUGCUGAAGGCUCUGGAAAGGAACAUGCCCGAGAGGAGUCCUGAUCGCAGAGACGGAAGCCCUGACCUCGGCUCCAGCAUCUCCAUCAUCAGGAGGGACACCAAGAGGUGCAUGGUGGGAAGGGUCUACCGUCCGUGCUGGGAAGUCUAGAUCCUGUGGACGAGUCCGGGUGAAGAAAUCCAGAUCGCACCAGCUGAUCCUUUUCCCUACAUGCUAUUUAUCUGUAUAGAAUGAUCCGCAAUUAAAAUGAGAGAAAUAUA